Messenger RNA from Malania oleifera, 836 nucleotides. RefSeq names its product photosystem I subunit O. The record is from RefSeq and is a predicted model, not a curated record. The coding region runs from base 172 to 612 and encodes 146 amino acids. NCBI's taxonomy places the organism in Eukaryota, Viridiplantae, Streptophyta, Magnoliopsida, Santalales, Ximeniaceae. The transcript is spliced from 4 exons.
UUCUAUCCAGACACCUCCACGUGGCAUAAUACCAUUGAUUUACAAUCCAUCCAGGAAAUCUCGGUGCAACUUAUUCCGCAUAACCACCACAAAGUGCACACUCACAAGUACAAACCCUCGAAGCCCAAAACCACCACCGCCACCGUAAAGCACCGCCGCUCUCCGUCGGAAAUGGCAACCACCGUUGCGACCUCAUCAACCGUCAUAGGCCUCCGAGGCACCUCCCUUUCCGCUUCUCCAAAAAAACCAUGCCUCACUUCAGCAUUUGUAAGGUCUGCAACAACGCCCAGGAACCCACUGCGGCUCGCGGCCCAGGCUGCGUCGGGAGGAAAGUUUACCUGCUUCGAGAGAGAUUGGCUGAGGACGGAUCUGAACGUGAUCGGGUUCGGGUUGAUCGGGUGGCUCGCUCCGUCGAGCAUACCCGCGCUGAAAGGCAAUAGCUUGACGGGGCUCUUCUUUCAGAGCAUCGGAACCGAGCUCGCUCACUUCCCUACAGGACCCUCUCUCACUUCCUCUUUCUGGUUUUGGAUGCUGACGUGGCACCUGGGGCUGUUCCUAUGCCUGACUUUUGGACAAAUUGGAUUCAAAGGACGGGCCGAUGGUUACUUUUGAAAUCCAUGGACUCUCUCUCUCUCUCUCUCUCUCUCUAGCUAUUAAUCGACUUCUAUGAAUGUUGUAUAGUGAUGAGUGAUGACUAUCUUCGUCUACUUUUGUUUUCCUUCGUUUUUUUUUUUUUUUUUUUAAUGUGUGUGUGUUGUGCCCCUUUAGAAGGAAGGAGGUAGGAACCUUUUUACUGAUUUUAUGACGUUGAAUGGAAUGCCAAUUCCCAAGUACAA